AUGAAACCAUGUGGUGGGCGUGGUGGGCCCGGGCUGACCCCGCCCCCAGCCGCCCCCGCCCCCUUAAGUGUGCUGCAGCUAGGGGCUUCUCGAAAAUUCAUGAAAACUAAGCUCUCUCUGUGUGUGUGUGUGUUUAGGGUUAAGGUUAGAAUUAGUGUUAGGGUUAGAAUUACGUUUAGGGUUAGGGUUAGGAGCUAGGGUUAGGUUUAGGGUUAGGGUUAAGGUUAGGUUUUUGGGUUAGGGUUAGGGUAAGAGUACGGGUUAUGGUUAGUGUUAGGUUAGGGGUUAGGGAAAAUAGGAUUUUGAAUGGGACUGAAUUGUGUGUCCCCAGAAGGUUAGCUGUACAAGACUGUGUGUGUGUGUGUGUGUGUGUGUGUGUGUGUGUGUGUGUGUGUGUGUCAUCCUCAAAGGAGGAAGUGGAAGACCAUCCUCCUCAGUGAAUUUCAUAAAAUGUAAAAUUGUAAAACAUUAACAUUUUUAUAAUUUUUAAAUAAAACUAUACUAAAUAUAAUCACGUCACCAAAAAACGGAUCAAAACACACUAUUAUGCAAAGAAGGUCUACAGAAGCCUCAACAGCACUCUGUAGGGUAGCACCAUGGUGUAGCCGGAGGACAGCUAGCUUCUGUCCUCCUCUGGGUACAUUGACUUCAAUACAAAACCUAGGAGGCUCAUGGUUCUCACCCCCUUCCAUAGACUUACACAGUAAUUAUGACAACUUCCAGAGGACAUCCUCCAGCCUAUUAGAGGCCUUGCAGCAUGAACUGACAUGUUGUCCACCCAAUCAAAGGAUCAGAUAAUUAAUCUAGUACUGAAAGCAUAAGCUAUGGCUAGCUAGCACUGCAGUGUAUAACAUGUGGUGAGUAGUUGACUCAAAAAGAGAGAAAGACAAUAGUUGAACAGUUUUGAACAAAUUAAUUUAUUCCAAAAUGAAGGAGAAGCUAGAGAGAAAUAGAGAGAGAGAGAUUUUUUUCACUUUCAGUUUCACUUACUUAGCUAGCAAAUGCAGCUAGCUAGUUUAGCCUACUGAAACACCCUGCUCAAACAGAGGGAUGCUAUAUUAGCUAGCUGGCUAUGACUUUCCAACACAACACUGGAACUCUUCCAAGUCAAGGUAAGCUUUUGGUAUUACUAAUUUAUUGCCACCGGGGCCCGCCGGUGUCACUGCUUACUGACUGUACACUAACGUUACUGCAUGAUUGUAGCGGGUUUACUAACACGUUAGUUCUAUUAGCUAUGCUGACUAUGACGUUACUUUAGCUAAUAUGGUGACAACAAUGUAGGCUGUGUGUAGCGGUUUGGCUUGGAAAGUUUUUUUUGCCUGGUCACAUACAGCUGAUGCGUUGUGUAUUGAAGUCCACAAGCAAAGGGAAGUGGUGAGAGGAGGACAGCACAUGGAUGCGAGAAGGAAUACAACGUGGCUGCUAUGAAAGUGAACUGUGUUUACGCAUGAUACGUGGUCCUCUGUAGCUCAAUUGGUAGAGCACGGCGCUUGUACCGCCAGGGUAGUGGGUUCGAUCCCCGGGACCACCCAUACGUAAAAAGAAUUAUGCACACAUGACUGUAAGUCGCUUUGGAUAAAAGCGUCUGCUAAAUGGCAUAUAUUAUAUUAUUAUUAUUAUUCAUUCUGCCGAUUCUGUUGAAAAAGUUUCUUAAACAGAACAAAACAGGGAUAAACAUACCUGAAUUUGUCCAAUAGAAACUCUUGUUUGCAACUGUUGGACUAAUGAUUACACACUAUAUCAGCUAGAUGCAGGCAAGAGUUUGCAAUGCAGUAUUGAAUGUCACUGUCUGUCCAUGUGUCACUGUCACCUCAAAUUUGUCUCUCGACCUGUGUGCACCUACGUUGUAAACUCUCAUUCAUAGCCUAGGUUGUAGCAACCUCAUGAUGGGUAUAGGGAAAAUUAGAGUAUCAUGUAGUAGCCUAAACCUAUCGCUGUUACAUUGAACUGGAUGAAUGGAAUAUGAAUGAGAGUCAUCCAAUAUGCUGUAAUAGAAAUAAGGCCAUGCUCAUGAAAAACAAAAUCGUCCUCCCUCAUCUUAAACGGCACUGACCGCCAUUGGUGUGUGUGUGUGUGUGUGUGUGUGUGUGUGUGUGUGUGUGUGUGUGUGUAAGUAAACCAAGUAAUCAGUGGGCUAAUAGUGCCCAGACAGUGUGUAGUGCAGUCCAAAGUGUUUUUUGGGAGAAACAGUGUUUUUGUUGUUGUGGUGUUGCAGGGCUCACAGGUCCAGGUGUGUGUGUGCCUGGGAGCCUGGGUUUGUAUUUGUGCGUGUGUGGUGUAUGUGUAUGCGCUAAUUGUCCCAUAUCACGCAGGUAAACAUGUCAAAUUGUUUGGAAUACCAGCUAUCUGGAGCUUGGCCAAUGUCUCUCUCUCUCCUCUCCUCUCCUUCCCCCUCUCUCUCUCUCCUCUCCUCUCCUCUCCUUCACCCCUCUUUCUCCUCUCUUCUCUCCUUCCCGCGCCUCCUUCCCCCUUUUCCAUAAUAAUUCUCAUUGAUGUAGUCAUGUACACAGCUUUAUUGAGGAGUUCCUUCACUCAUUUAAUUUUUCUUUGCCCAGUCCAGACCUAUCACAUCCACUUCCCUCUCCAGUCCAGACCUAUCACAUCCACUUCCCUCUCCAGUCUAGACCUAUCACAUCCACUUCCCUCUCCAGUCCAGACCUAUCACAUCCACUUCCCUCUCCAGUCCAGACCUAUCACAUCCACUUCCCUCUCCAGUCCAGACCUAUCACAUCCACUUCCCUCUCCAGUCCAGACCUAUCACAUCCACUUCCCUCUCCAGUCCAGACCUAUCACAUCCACUUCCCUCUCCAGUCUAGACCUAUCACAUCCACUUCCCUCUCCAGUCUAGACCUAUCACAUCCACUUCCCUCUCCAGUCUAGACCUAUCACAUCCACUUCCCUCUCCAGUCCAGACCUAUCACAUCCACUUCCCUCUCCAGUCCAGACCUAUCACAUCCACUUCCCUCUCCAUUUCUCACACUGUCUUACCUAUCUGUCCUUAUCUUCCUCCAUUCUCCUGGUUGAUGGAAUAUGGUUUGGGUUUUGUCUUGGGCUGGCACAGUGGCUCCGGUUGAGUUUGAGAUAUGGGGUUAGGGCAAGGGCCGGGGAUAUGUCCCAGUUCUGGUAGCUACAGGUCUCUCCCAUGCUGGUGUUUAACCCUCUGUGUGAGUGUCUGUGCAGCACAGGCGUAUAGGAGGAGAGGGCAUUUAGAGGUAGAGGGCAGCAGCCCCUAUAGCCAUACACCGUGGGAAACUGAAACUACCGCAGGGGUUGGAGUGUGUGUGCGUUUGUGUUCAGUGUGUGUGUGUGUGUGUGUUCCCCACACUGAGGCACUGUAACCCAAACAGAUAAAUAGCUACCACAGAUGCCUUGUCAACCUCCCACCUAGAGCACAUCAUUAACCCGCGUGCAUGACAUUCCACCUCACAGGAAUGACAAGGAGACUGUUAUUGUGCUCUCAGCACUGCAUAUUUCCGCACAUACACACACACACGCGCACACUGUGUCCUUUUCAGGCCCCUUUCGUCACGAGGCCAGUGCUCAUUUCCAGCGAUGAAGCCAAACAAUCAAUCUCCAUUCAGCAAUUACAGGACAGGACCUGAAAGAGAACAGGCAGGGGAGCCCCCCGACCCCCAGGGGUUAGACUGGGGUGCUGCUGCUCUCACGUGGGAACUGCUCUCUCCCUUACACUGACCUCUUUGCCCCCCUUCCUCUCCCUCUCUCCUUCUCUCCCUCUCUCCUUCCUCUCCCUCUCUCCUUCUCUCCUUCUCUUCCUCUCUUCCUCUCUCCUCUCUUCCUCUCUCUCAGGUUCAGGGGAUGUGUGUGUGUAGACACAACACUGCAGGUGUUCACUGUGAGCGUUGCGCUCCGCUCUACAACGACCGACCAUGGCAACCUGCGGACGGACUCACAGGGGCUCCACAUGAGUGCAGGAGUGAGUGACACUACUACUAUUCACUAUACACUAGGGCCAGGAGUUUUAGCUGAGGAUUGGAUCUGGUCAGGAAAAACAUGGCCCCACUUAGAGCCAGUGCUAAUUUCCAUUGGAUCUGGUCCUGAAAAACAUGGCCCCACUUACAGCCAGUGCUAAUUUCCAUUGAUGAUGACCAAUCAGUGAAUGUUUAGAGAUGAUUGACAGAUAUCUGUGAUUCUGAUGUCCCACCCUGUCUCCCUAUAGAGUGUAAGUGUAACGGGCAUGCCCAGAGCUGCAGUUUUGAUUGGUUGGUGUGGCGGGAGUCCGGCCAGCGCAGCGGAGGUGUGUGUGAGUGUCUACACAACACAGAGGGACACAACUGUCAGAGCUGUAAGACUGGCUUCUACAGAGACCCCCAGAGACCCCACACGGCCCAGGACUUCUGUAAACGUAAGACGAACACACGCACUCCAGAUGGCUAAAGCAAAAGCUCAAAGUACUUAAAAGAUUUCAAGUUUUAUUUGAACCUAUUACUCACUCACUGACUCAAUCACACAAACACUCCCACACAUAAACACAGAAAACAUGAGACACACACCCUUACUGGCAGAGCCAACUCAUUCCUGCCCGGAAUGCUGAUGGCUGAGAUCGCAUGCCGAGACGUGCUGCAUAACGCUGCUCCUGAUGGCCACCUGGCUCUUUGUGUGUGUGUGUGUGUGUGUCAGUGUGUGUGUGUUGUGUCUUUCACACAGCCUAUGCUCUGUCUGAGGAUUACAUAGAUUCAUCAUCAGACUGGGGCAUACCUGGGACCAGAGUGUCACACACACUGCCUACCCCGAUCCCUGUCCUUGUUGUUAUGGCUGUUUGCAUUCUCCUGUGAGUCACUGGAGUGGCUCGUUAUGACUAAUCAGGCUCAUGUAAGGAAAAGGAAAGAGAAAGGGGGAUACCUAGUCAGUUGUACAACUGAAUGCAUUCAACUGAAAUGUGUCUACUCGCAUUUAACCCAAGGGCCUUGUGUGUGUGCUGUUGUUUGUGCCCUGUGAUUAGACUUAAGUAAACACUAGAUACCCAUCCAUAAACACGACAGUGGUUACAUUCUCAGAUUAUCUGUCUGAUUUGACCCAGUGAGCUCAGCCCCACAGUUAUGCAGGAGGCUGGAUUUUCACAUUGUCAACAAGUGAGAGUGGAACACAUAUUUGGGGAAUGGUUGUAGACAGGACACGUUUAGGGAGGGGAACCCCAGUGUCAGAGCGAGGUUGAAAUCUGACAACUGAGGAAUUUCCCUCCGUCUCUAGGAAGUAUUUCCCAUUCCAGUCAUGGCGGAGCCCUUUAAAGAAAACACACAGUAACAAUGAGCGUGUGUGUGUGUGAAGUGCAUUUUUGUUUGUUUUUUAGUGGGUGUGUUCUGUGGCUGUUCGGCCAGCUGCUCUGUCACGUAUCACUACAGACACAUAAUGGUCUCAUUGUGAGAGCUCACUGCAUCAACACACACACACACACUCCUCCACACAUUCUCAUCUCUAAACUCCAAUUAUUAUACAAUUACUGUAUUAACAAUGUCCUAUUAUACAACGUGAUCCUAUUAUACAACAUGAGAGAGAGAGGUAAAAUAUGUGUGUGUGUGUGUGUAUGUUUGUGUGUACCGAUGGCUUUGCUGCUUCUGGGCUGGUAUUGUUCUACUAUAAUGAUUAACUUGAGGCGACUGAACACUACAGUCUCAACAGGGCCUCAAUAGAUGCUUUUCAGGAACAGAAAUGAUUUGAAGUUCAAGUUUAUUACCGUAAAUCUGGAGAACUGUUGCGGUUCACCCUGAAGAGAAAGACUGUAUAUCCUAGCUGCCCUACAUAUGCCUUUGGGAAUUAGAUGUCAGUGUAAUGAUUCCCCUGUCUUUAGGAGUGUGUGAUUGUGUGUGAGCAAUUGUGUGUGUGAGUGUGUGUCUGUGCUUGCAUGCGUGUGUCCAUGAGUGAGAGUGUGCUUGCUUUCGUGUGAGUGUGUGUGGUCUGCAUGUGUCUUUACAAGGUCUGUUGAUAAUGAAAGAUACAGAAUGAAUAAAACUAUGGAUGCAUCUUAUCUUAUAUUUGUUGCCCAUGGCGAUAAGUCUGAUAAAGGUACAGCCUUGUCUGGGUCUCAGACAGUAGAGCCUUGUGACAUCAUCUCCCUGCACCCAGACAGACAGACAGACAGGGGAGCCGGGGAGAGACGCAGGGGGUCUGGCUCUGGUUAAAUAGUAAUUUACCGCCAGUGGGGUAGGAAGGGGGGGGGCUUCAAGCAUCAUUAAACAACAGAAAUAAAGCACUACACCACCCCUCCUCCUCCCCCUCCUAUCUCCCCCUCUUGUCUCUCUCUAGUUCCCCCCCUUGUAUUCCGAUGAGUACAGAUUUAUGGUGACUACUUUGGCUGUUACUCUCACCCCCUGCAAAGUUUUCUGACUUGUAAUUCACAGACUGCGAGGACAGCAAUAAUGUUUAUGUAGAUUUUAUGUGGUGUGUGUGUUUUGAGACUUUGCAAGUUGUGUGUUCUAUGGGGGGGGGUAAUGUUGUGUGUGUGUGUGUGUGUGUGUGUGUGUGUGUGUGUGUGUGUGUGUGUGGUGGUUGUUGAGUGGGCCGAACAUAGCACUGACUGUGCUUGUCCCUCUAUCUUAUGUUGCUGCAGGCUGUUUAAAGAACAGACUAUCAGCAGAGAGAGAGAGACGAGAGGGAGGGAGGGAGGGAGAACUGUGGAAUGUAUUUGAGAAAGAUGUGUGUAUGUGCAUUCCCGCGUGUGUGCUUGGGUGCAUGCGCAUGUCGUACAUGCGUGCAUGUGUCCUUGUGUGUGUGAUUGUGUGCGUGCGUGUGUGUGAUUGUGUGUGUGUGUGUGUGUGGGCGAUCUGAUAAGAGGAUGGCAGAGAUAACAUUGUGCUACAUGGUCAUGGAAAACCCUGGACUAUUCCAGUCAGUCCAGAGUCCUUUGGGAAGUGGUCCCUCUCCCUCUCUUAUCACUUCCUCCUUAAGGCUGGGCUACAAUGAGGUGGCACACUCUGGAGUGUGUUUGUCUGUGUGACAGUUACACAAAGGGAAACUCUACAUGACUAAUAAGUCAUAUGUAGAAAAACUAAAUAUACUCAACUGGAAAUGUUGCCAACAUUAGGGUUCUCAAUAUGCAUGUGUGCAGUGGUUUACUGUGAGUGGAUUUGAUUGGCUGUGGUUGAGUGUGGUGGAUUUAAUUGGCUGUGGUUGAAUGUGGGUGGAUUUGAUUCACUGUGGGAAGGUGCAAAUAGAUCCAAAUGAAUUGCUGUGGUUUAUUUGUGAGUAGAUAACAUUGGCCAUGGUUGAGUGCCGGUGUAUUUGAUUAGCUGUGGUGGAGCUAUGAGUUAUGGUUGUAUAUGUGACUGAUGUGCCAUGUCUCUCCUCUCCCUCUCCUCUCUCUUCCCCCCAGCAUGUGGCUGCCACCCCCUGGGUUCAAUACCCUUCCACCCAGGCGGGAGGUCUCCCUGUGACCCUACCAAUGGAGACUGUGUCUGCAAGCCCGGCGUGGGGGGUUCCCACUGCGACAGGUGCAUGGUGGGAUACUGGGGUUUCCAUGACUACGGCUGCCGUCCGUGCGACUGUGCAGGAGACUGCGACCCCUUCACGGGAUACUGCAUGUCUGGGUGAGUCACAUAUACACACACACACACACACAUACAGUAUACACACACACACACACAUACAGUAUACACACACCGUCGGAUAUAAUAUACAGUAAAUAUACAGUACCAGUCAAAGGUUUGGACACACCUACUCAUUCAAGGGUUUUUCUUUAUUUUUACUAUUUUCUACAUUGUAGAAUAAUAGUGAAGACAUCAAAACUAUGAAAUAACACAUAUGGAAUCAUGUAGUAACCAAACAAGUGUUAAACAAAUCAAAAUAUAUUUUAUAGUUGAGAUUCUUCAAAUAGCCACCCUUUGCCUUGAUGACAGCUUUGCACACUCUUGGCAUUCUCUCAACCAGCUUCAUGAGGUAGGCACCUGGAAUGCAUUUCAAUUAACAGGUGUGCCUUCUUAAAAGUUAAUUUGUGGAAUUUAUUUCCUUAUAAAUGCAUUUGAGCCAAUCAGUUGUGUUGUGACAAGGUAGGGUUGGUAUGCAGAAGAUAGCCCUAUUUGGUAAAAGACCAAGUCCAUAUUAUGGCAAGAAUAGCUCAAAUAAGCAAAGAGAAACAACAGUCCAUCAUUACUUUAAGACAUGAAGGUCAGUCAAUACGGAACAUUUCAAGAACUUUGAACGUUUCUUCAAGUGCAGUCGCAAAAACCAUCAAGCGCUAUGAUGAAACUGGCUCUCAUGAGGACCACCACAGGAAUGGAAGACACAGAGUUACCUCUGCUGCAGAGGAUAAGUUCAUUAGAGUUACCAGCCUCAGAAAUUGCAGCCCAAAUAAAUUAUUCACAGAGUUCAAGUAACAGACACAUCUCAACAUCAACUGUUCAGAGGGGACUGUGUGAAUCAGGCCUUCAUGGUCGAAUUGCUGCAAAGAAACCACUACUAAAGGACACCAAUAAUAAGAAGAGACCUGCUCGGGCCAAGAAACACGAGCAAUGGACAUGAGGAGAGUUACCAAAAAGGAGAGUGAUGGAGUGCUGCAUCAGAUGACCUGGCCUCAAUAAUCCCCCGACUUCAACCCAAUUGAGAUGGUUUGGGAUGAGUGAAGGAAAAGCAGCCAACAAGUGCUCAGCAUAUGUGGGAAAUCCUUCAAGAUUGUUGGGAAAGCAUUCCAGGUGAAGCUGGUUGAGAGAAUGCCAAGAGUGUGCAAAGCUGUCAUCAAGGCAAAGGGUGGCUAUUUGAAGAAUCUCAAAUAUAAAAUAUAUUUUGAUUUGUUUAACACUUUUUUUGUUUACUACAUGAUUCCAUAUGUUAUUUUAUAGUUUUGAUGUCUUCACUAUUAUUCUACAAUGUAAAAAAUUGUACAAAUAAAGAAAAACCCUUGAAUGAGUAGGUGUGUCCAAACUUUUGACUGGUAUUGUAUAUAUAAUAUUAUGAUUAUAAUAACAGCAAAUCUAUAAUGUGUGUAUAUGUGUGCAGGUCAGAUCUGGACCUGUAUAAUCUGGAGGGUAACUCCAGUGAGCCGGUGAGGAUCUUUAGGGCAGACGAGCUCUUUUCUGCCCUACACUACUCAGGUUAGACAAUGGGUCACCACUGUGUGUGUGUGUGUGUGUGUGGUGUGUGGUCUGCUCCACAGCCCAGUGCCCAAGUAUUAAUGGUUAAGCAGUGAAAGUUAUAGUACAUCCUUACAAGGGCAGAGAACAAAGAUCUGUGAGUCUGUGUGUCUGUGGACAAUUUCCAAAAUGUCCCUCUCCUAGACCUCCCAGGGCCUACAGCUGAGGGAGACACAUUCCUCCUUGAUCACACACACACACACACACUGUCCUCACAUUCCUAAGUCACCACUCAUCUAAGUCCACACACACACACACACACACACACACAGAGCAGGUAUCAGUCAUUUAUCCAGAGGGAUAUUGGUGUGUGAUAUGUCAAUAUGUUUGUGUCCCCUGCAGAGAAAUGUGAGUGUAAGGAGCAGGUCCUGGCCAACAGCAAACUCUUCUGCAGCAUGAAGUUUGCCUAUGGUGAGUACUGAGACACACAUGAACAACAGAGAGAGAGAUAGUGGUAAUAACACCAUAUUUGUUUUUUUUACUUCCUUGGUUUCCACUGUGUUGUUUGUUUAUUGAUAACUCUAUGUAAACAGUAUUUUAUUGUACAAUAAAGGCUUGUUAAAAGUCUAAAUAUCUCUUUCCCGCUCUCUCCUUAUCUGUGUCUGUAUGUCUCAUCUCUCUCUCCCUUCCCCUUUCUCUCUCUCUCUCUCUCUCUCUCUCUAUCUCGCUCUCUCCCUCUCUCUCUCCUCCCUCCCUCUCUCCUCCCUCUCUCCCUCUCUCCUUCCCUAUCGUUCUCUCUCUCCUUCUCCUGCUUCCUUCCCUCUCUCUCUCUCCCUCUCUCCUCCCUCUCUCUCUCUCUCUCCUCUUCUUCCCCUCUCUGUCUCAGUGUUGAAGGUUAAGAUCCUGUCAGCCCAUGAUAAGGGCUCCCAUGCUGAGUUGGAGGUAAAGGUUCAGAAGGUGUUGAGUCAGAACACUAAGGUGAAGAUCCAGAAAGGACGAGUCACUCUCUACCCAGAGUCCUGGACCGCACGGGGCUGCACCUGCCCCAUCCUCAACCCAGGCCAGUCUCACACACACACUUAUGCACACCCGUGUGCACGCACACCUAGGGCUGCUGAGCUAAUGAUGUCUCUGUUUAUGCUUUGACUACUUAGGUGUUGAGUACUUGGUGGCGGGCCAUGCAGACAGGAAGCAGAACCGUCUUAUCGUCAACAUGAAGAGCUUCGUCAAGCCCUGGAGAGCCAGCCUUGGACGCAAGGUCCUCACACUAAUGAAAGAAAACUGCACCUGGUGA
Molecule: messenger RNA, 10314 nt
Organism: Coregonus sp. 'balchen'
Lineage: Eukaryota; Metazoa; Chordata; Actinopteri; Salmoniformes; Salmonidae
Source: the annotation of a GenBank genome assembly